AUGGAGCCGGGCAGCAGCCCAAACUAUGUGGAUCAACUCAACAAAGGCCUCAAGGCUUUGUGUCACGGAUAUACUAGUGUGAGCGUCUUGGUCCUAUAUUGGCAAGAUGGAGACGAAGGCUACAAGAAGGAAGGACAAGCUGUCCGCCAAUUGUUCGAAGAGUUAUUCCACUACAGCGUGACUGAGUUCGCCAUCCCCACUGAAAAGAGCAUCUUCCACUUACGGGCGACCAUCAGUCAAAAAAUCAUGGACCUUGCCGAGCCCUCUCUUCUCAUCAUUCACUACGGGGGCCAUGGGGACAGAGACGACGACAAACACAGCAACCAAGAAUGUAGAUCGGUGUGGGCCGCGCAUCAGUCCGGAGGACCGACACUAGACUGGUGGAGAAUACAGGAUGAAAUCAAAAAUUGUGAGUCCGACAAGAUGCUCCUCUUGGAUUGCUGCUAUGCGGCUCAAGCGGCGCGAGACCGAGAUACAGCCAAUGGUAAAUUCGAGAUCCUGGCAGCAGCGGCCAUGGGUGUGAAAACGCCGGCACCUGGUGACAGUUCCUUCACCCAAAUUCUCAUCAAGGAAAUGGAAAGCACUGUUCGCCGUGAUGGUUUUAUUGUUGCCAAGGAUCUCCAUGGGCAGCUGUGUCACCGCAGCCGCAAGCUGUAUACAACCCCCGUUCAUAUCCGUCUUCAGCCUGGAAAGAAAUUAAUUCGCUUAAGCCCUCUAUCGGCAAAUACCGCCCUGGAUGAGGGAAACGAGGCAGUUAGCCCAUUUCUAAAGAUUAUUAUCAAGAUGAGGGAAGAGCUGAACUAUGAAAGUACAGUAGAGAUGGCUGAGUGGCUCAAAGAUGCCCCUCGCAACGUUUCCGGCCUCAAAGUGUUGGAAAAAACCGAAUUCAUCGAGAAAGCGGUGCACAAUGUUAACCAAGGUAGCAAAGAGUUCACGAAGCAGCUCAGGCCGGGAGCAAAGGAAGAAAUUGGGCAUGCUUGGUCCAAGAUUGUUGCCUUGGUCAACCAGCAUCAUGAGUCUUUUAUAGGGGGCAUAGAGGACGAGGACAAGGAGAAGAGACGCCGAGUUUUCGACCUUGUGAAACGACUGGAUGCUGAAAACAAUUACGUUGUGGACUUGGUGGAGAGGCACAUUCUUACCGCCCCAAACAUCGAUGAACCUGAUGUUCUACAAGGAGCCGUCCAGGACGAUACCAUGCAAAGUCUGGGGAUAUCCGAUCAGCUACACAUGCGUUGCAUAAUCUCUUCAGCUAGCCGACCUUGCGAACCGGAACCAUCCCGGUCCUCACGCGGCCAAAUCGGCGAGGACAUGCACUUCGAGAUCAAGCAUUAUGGCUCUUAUAUUGAUCCGCGAGAAAAGCCAGGCCUGGAGGAACGUGCCCGUCGUCUGUCUGAGCUGCUGAAAGCGCCCAAAGAUGCAGGGUUUCGUACGCUGCAUUGCACAGGAUAUGAAAACGAAGAGCUUACACACCAAUACCGCUUCAGUUUCAGUAUCCCCGAGAAAUUUCAUGGUUUUCAGAAAAUGAGUUUAAACGAUGUGAUUGUCUCAGCAAAGGGCAAACGGCGUCCAUCGCUCAACGACAGACUCAGAAUCGCCCACAUACUCGCCAGGGCUGUCCAGAAAUGGCACAUAGUCGGUUGGGUCCACCAAGGCAUCAGUAGUCACGACAUUAUCUUUUUUAGAGACAAGACGACUAAGAAAAUCGACUACUCGGAGCCAUUCCUCCACGGCUUCGAAUUUGCCCGACCAGACUCGGAUCCUUCCAUUGGUGUCGGCCGCGCGUUGGAUGAUAUAAAAUUCAACAUCUUUCGACACCCAGAAAGACAGGGCACUGCGCGCAAAGGUCACCAAAAGAAACAUGACCUCUAUUCUCUGGGAGUUGUGCUACUUGAAAUCGGCCUAUGGCAGGAUGCUCGCGACAUUGUCCGGUCGAAGCCUGGGGUUACUCUUACUGCCGCAGAUCUUCAGACCAUGCUUCAAAAAGACUGCCGGGACCGCCUGGCUCACUUUAUUGGUACUUCGUACCAGGCUGUUGUUGAUAUCUGUCUAUCUUCCGAUUUUGGGGUUGAUGUCGACGAUACACAUGGAUCAUACCUAGCGAAGGCGUUUCAGGCGAAGGUGGUGGAUGAACUUGCCAAGGGCGUGACAUUCUUAUAUUAA
Clonostachys byssicola is the source of this 2160-nucleotide messenger RNA. The record is from the annotation of a GenBank genome assembly. NCBI's taxonomy places the organism in Eukaryota, Fungi, Ascomycota, Sordariomycetes, Hypocreales, Bionectriaceae.